AUGAAGGUGUUUUCCGAGCCUUUCAGCCUGGUCGUCAAUCAACAGGCAACAGACACCGGACUGGUACAACAUCCCAGAUGCUCCGACCUGUUGUCGAGGUCAGGAAAAAUGAAAAAUCGAAAAUCUGGAGACAAAACACUGCUGACUGCGGUGUGAACAUGAUGACAAUCUUUGUUCAAAACAAAAACAGAACACAGGCCUGACCAUUCAGCCGAUCGAGACAACAAAGUGUUCAUAUCAGAAAAUCUUACUGUUCUCACACGAUAUGGCUCAAAACAUUUGGUGAUCUCCCGAAAGUCGGAUGAAAAAAGUUGCUGAAAAAAAUACUCAAAUGUGUUGCCAUUCCGAACGUUUAAUAAUCAACAGGAAAAAUUAAUUCAGCUGUCUAAAGGGGCGGAGCCACCUGGAACCUGGUGCUAAAUAAUCAGAAGCACGUGUGUGAACCGUGAUCACAUUUUGAGACAAAUCAAAAAAACUUUUUAUUUUGUUUUGCUUUUUAUUACUGAAAAGUCAUCGAUUUUCUCAGAAAACGUGUGUUAAAAGGCCACUUGAAAAAUCAGACGGUUCUUUACUUGAAGGUCUUCUUUUCUUCUGGAUAAAAAGUCGAAUAAUCGAUUUUUUUAGGAUGAAAUUUCGGUUGUAUUUUUAUUUAAAGAAGUAAUACCUUGUAACGAAAAAUGGCGAUAUUUCUGGCGGCAGGCCAAAAAAAAAAUCCUACUAUGUUAAAUUUUUUGCGAAGAGUAGGCCAAUCAUAAUCGUCCCCAGGGUCUCGCACGGAAUUCAGCACAGUGUGCCAAAAACCACCGUAUCCUGGAACAGUCGGGCUUCUCGUUUUCAAAAAAAAAAAAAUCAGUUCAUGAUGAAAUGAAAUGCAAUUAUGAAUACUCUUUCAAGGUCAUGUUUUAGGAACAACUUCCAAGAAUCGAAUUUGAGCCUUCGGUUGUAAAAUUCCAUGGACAGAAGGUUCUGGCGACGGUUCGGGGCUCGAUUCGGGGUUCUGUCGGAUUUUGGAACUCCCAAAAUGAGGAGUUUUCUAUCGUGAGUUUGGAAAUCAAAAAAAAAAAAGCUGAGAAAUAUCAAGAAAAGGUGAAAACAAUCCUUUUUCCCUUCAAAAACUACCAGAAUAAAGCCCGACGUUUUUUUUGACGAAAUCCAUGUUUUUCCGUGAAGUUUAGUGUGUCGUGUGCAUACACUGCGACGCUGUCGCGCAUACUGUAUCAGAGUAAUUUUCGCGGAAUUCCGUUAUAUUUUUCACUCUCUGGCGGUUAUUUUGAACUUUGCGGAAUCAAUUUGAACGAAAAAAUUGCGUUUUUUUAAAAUUAGGAAUCGAUUCUUCUCAUGACCCAUUCAACAUGCGCCUUUAAUAUCCCCUGUAGUUUACGCGUGUUUCCCAUGACGUCACAUGGAAACGGCGGAGUUUGGUUCCGCAUUUUCUUCCACUAACAAAAACGCCGUGAAAGGAGCUAUCUGUUAAAAAAAACUACGUGAACAUCAAACUAUCUACAGUAACCCGUCUGACAGAUCCAUUCCCGUCGAACCGUCGGUAUCAACGAAUCCUUCUGGACGACUCUCGAAUUUGCCCAACCGGCCCCAUCUGAGAAAUGCAACGUGCGCACGGUUUCCAUCCCAUUCAUCUUUCUGCCCGACGGUUCCGACGUUCCGAUUCACACAUCUUCGGACAUCCUCGUUCAAUAUUCGGAUGACCUCGACGUCGUCUGUGACGGUAGCGAUUUUUGGAAUUAUUGAUUUGGAAAUGUUUGGGAAUGGCUCUAGGCGCUGUAGUUGAGGUUCAUAAUGACUAUGAAAAGUUGCGCUUAUCCUGAUGCUAGCAUGCAAAGACGCGAAAGUCGUUUUAUGGUCGGGCGAACCUUUAUAGCGGCCGCUUCGCAGCUCAGCCAAUUCUUGAGGCUUUUCACAUUAGAACUGUAUCUCAUACUUCAUUUAGCACUUCUUGAAACGAGCGGGUCGCAUUGAGAAUGGCUUGACGCGUUGCGGUCGCAUUACGGUUUGAAAAUGAAGUCAAAAAGUACAUUCAGUCGUUUUGAACUUGAACGAUUCUUCGUGCGACCAUGGGUCUUUCCCCACAAAGGUAUACUCCAUCUAGCACUUCUUAAAACGAUCUGGUCGCAUUUGGAAUGGCUUGACGCGUCGCGGUCGCGCCGCGGUUUGAUAAUGAAGUCAGAAGCCACAUCACGCUUCGCGGUUCAGCCAUUCUUCUUGCGAUCAUAGGUCUCUCAUUUCAGAGCUAUAACUAGCCUAUCACUCCUUAAAACGAUCUGGUCGCAUUUGGAAUGACUUGACGCGUCGCGGUUUGAAAAUGAAGUCAUAGAUUACAAUUAGCAGCUCAGCCAUUCUUCGUGCGACCUCAUGCUAUCCAAGUUAUAGCUGUACGUCAUCUAGCACUUCUUGAAAAAGCUCUGGUCGCAUUUGGAAUGGCUUGACGCGUCGCGGUUUGAAAAUGAAGUCAAAAGUUACAUCUAGUCGCUUUGUAUCCUAGCCGAUCUCUUGCGCGCCUAAACUUCCCAAAUGAAGUAUUGAUCGAUGAAUUUAGCUUCUGGAGCACCUACCGUCACCGCCAGAUCGACCUCAGUCAUGUGCAAUUGUGGCGAUGGAGCGCGAGUAAAAUGCCGUCGGCGAUAUCGAUCAGCGACGGCGUGUGGUUCGGCUUGGAGCAGGAUUGCUGAUGAUACGGUGGGGAUACAGGAUUCAGAUGAAAAUUGAAUGAAGGAUGAUUUUUGAACUGGGAAAUCUGUUUUGAAUACUAUUGAAAAAAAUCCGUCAGAAUUUCCGGAUUUUUUCGUUUCAUCGGCAAAGUUUGUUGGAAGCUAUAGGUUUUCCUGAAAUUGCUUCUAGAAUUUCUAUAUUUUUCUUGUUUUUGUUAUAGCCUGUAUUGACCUUUUUUGCAACCUGUUCUUUUAUUCUACUGUUUUCAGGCCUUAAAAUUCUAUUAAAAAGGAAAGGAGCAAUAAAGGAAUCAAAAGUGGGAUUUUUUUCAGCUUUUUUUCUCAUUUGAAACUUCACCGAAGCAUAUUUUUCCGAUUAACUUUUUCUUAAAGUUAAAAAAAUAAGGCUCAAAUUGUUAUUUUUCUUCGUCUGGAGGAAUAAAGAAUCACUUUUUUUGAUUUUUUUCCAGGUCUCCCUGGAAGUCCUGACCGGAUUCCUACUCAUGGUUUUCGAGUGCCAUGACGUCAGUGUCCAUUUUGAUGAACUAAAGGAAGUUCUUCUGUUGGUUUCUAUCUACUUUCACACAAUAUAACAGAUUAUCAGAUGUGUGGCCUCGAUUGAAAGCGAUUGUCCAAUAGGGAGAAGAAGAUCGAAAAGGCAAGAAUAUCAGAACGAUUACCCGGUCGGACUUGUUAAUCAUGUGAGUUUCGGAAUUUUUGAUGAGCCUGAGAAAAUUUUUAGUGGCCACUAUAGUAGUCAAAUUAGUGGCCACUUAAGGUCUUGAAAAUUAGUGGUCACUAUAGAAGUCUAAGUGCUACUACUAGACCACUAAAAUUUCAGUGGCCACUUUAGGGGUCAAUGGAUCAACAUAACUGGUCCAAUCUGUUUGUUCUAAAAUUAUAAGAGUUACCGGAAGGAAUACUGGAUGAAAAACUACUAAAGUGGCCACUAAUACGGAAUAUAGUGGCCACUUUAGUGUCCUCUCCAAAAAGUCCUUGUCGAGCCUCUAUAGUGGCCACUGAAAAUUUUCCCCGAUAUUAUUUUUUCUGACUAGGAAGGUCAUUUUGCUUUGUAGUUAGGACUUUAUAAAAUAUGCUUAGAAUGUACCAGAUAAAGUCCUGAAAGUCUCAAUCUAUUUUUCCAGAAAUAAGGCCCCAAAAAUGGCCUAUUUAACGAAUUUUGAGGUUUUGUUUUGAAGUUUAAGGUUUCUUCUUUCAAAAAAUAGGAAGUUUUAUAGGUUGAGAUUUUGAGAAUCUUCUUUAAGUGAAGCAGGGAUAGUUUCAACCGGUUUUUAGGAAAUUCCCAGUCACAAUGUAUGUAAAAUGACCUCCUUGUGAGCACUGCUGUGUUCAGCUUCCAGUAGAUUUUCAGUUCGAAAAAAAUAAUGGUUCCUUUUUUUUUUUAUUACAGUUAUCAGCUCUGGAUAGUCGACUCGGAGUGACCCUGAACAAGGUCAUGCCGGUCCUCAACGCCUUGGACGUUCAAACCAUCCGAAUUUCCAGCCUUUUCAUUGAUUUCAUCGAUCGAUUACAGGUUAUAUCUGAAUUUGGCAGGGAAAAAAAGAAUAUAUUCAUAAUAUUUUUCCAAUAGAAAACUGUAUUUUUUUCGGGUUACAGGUUCUGAAAGAAAAUUUAAAAUGCGGAAAAAACCAGCUUUUUUUACCCUUUUUCGAAAAUUUUCUUUUAUAGGCUUUCCCGAAAUUAUACUUCCAUUUAUCAGGAACAUAUAAAAAAAUCAGCAUUCAUCUGAAAAAUGAAAGAAAAACUUUAAAAAUAAAAGAAAAUUAUGAUGAUGAUGACAAUUACGACACUCCACUUGACGUGCGCUGGCGCGCGUUUUGCUAUAAUUUUUACGAAAAAAAAAAAUAUUCCAUCAAUUAUUUUUUCAUUUCGUUUAUCGUUUUGUUAUUUUAUAUCAAAUCAGCAUUAUUUCAGAAAGUUUUCCCACCGGAAAUAUUAGAAGAUACGGAUCGAGAUUCCAUUGAUUUGUUCCUGACUUCGAUUGCUGACGAUUCAGACGGCGGAAAUUUCGUUUCCAGUGAGGAAGAAAUAAAAUUGGAUGGUUUUUUGAAUACUAUUAGCGCUGAUUUUUGAUUUUUCGUUUAUAGGAAAAGUUGAAAGGCUUGUCAAUGUUUGGAACGCAACUGUGAAGGCUUGGAAAUCGGGCAGGAUUAAUGGAUUGACGGAUGAUGAAGGCGGAGUUCCCUACGCGGAUGUGAAACAACUCGUUGUUGCUUCUGAUCGAUUGAAAACUAUCGCUAGACAGGUUGGUAGAAAUAUAUGAUGUAGAGAGAUCAUUAAAGUGCUAUGAAAUCAAUUUGAAAAAAAAAAACUCCCAGAUUUUUUUAAAGAUUUUUUUGGAGCUUUUGAGCUGAUUUGAUUGCUGAAAAAUAAUGCUAUAUUUGAAAAAAAUAUGCUUCGAAAUAGAUGAAGAAUACAUUGCUUCAUAUGAAUUGAUGAGAAAAUGUUUUUUUAUAUUUAAUUUAUAGUGUUCAAUCAAACGCGCUAAAAAGAGGUUAUAUUUUUUCACUUUUCAAGCAUUUUACAGCUUGAAAGAACUUUAUUAAGUUUUUAACGGCGUUUUCUGACGGCUCUAUAUUUUUUCGUAAAGUGUAGUUUGUCGUGUGCAUACACCGCGGCCCUCUCCCACAUACCUUGUUCAAAAUACUUUUUGCGGAAUUCAAAAUAAUCCCUGAAUAUCCGAAAUUAAGUUGUGUUUUUCACUUUCUAGCAGCUAUUUUGAGUUUCGCGGAAUCGCUUUGAACAUGGCAACAGAAAAAAUUUUUUUUUUCAAAAUUAGAAAACGAUUUGUCCCAUGACCCAUUGAACAUGCGCCUUUAAUAUUCCCUGUUUUUUACGCUUUUUCCCCAUGACGUCACAUCGGAACGGCCGAGGUUUUGACUCCGCCCCCUUCAUUUUUGGUUUCGCUUCUCCUUCCACUAACAAACCACCGUCAAUAAGCAUGAAAAGCUCAAAAAAAAAGGCUCCUCUGGCGCCCAAAAAGUGAUAAUUUUUUUUUCAGAACGUUGCCCCGAAUCCAUUCGCAAUGCUUCACGACUACAUGGCCACGAUGCUUCAAACCAAAGAAAAUCAGCAAUCGGUAUUUUUAUUUCAACACAUGUUUCAGAACAAUGUAAAAAUAAUGAUAACGCUAAUGUUAGUAAUUUCGAAAGAUUUCGCUUUAAUAUAAUCGAAAAAUUCUCAUUUUUUGCUCUAAAAUAGUGAAUUUUUUUAGGAAUGCGCCAGGGCCACCGUACAAAUCGAUGAUGAGAAUGUCGAGGAAGGAACUCAGAUGAGAAUUCGGGCGUUUUUCGAGAAUAAACAUGUGAGUUUGUGGGAAUAAGUACUAAAAAAAAUGAACUUUCCGGGUAGAAAACGACAAAAAAAUUUAAAUAAACAAAUUGUGACAUUUUUUUACCGAAUUUCCUUGUAAGUUAUGUCUGGCGGUGAUUGAUUUGAAAAAAAUUCAGGCUUACUAGAAACUUAUGAAAAAAUUCUUUCUAAGUAAAUUAGUACUUAUUUUUUUCAAAAAAAGUGAGAGUUUUUGAAUUUUAGACUACCAUCUUAAAUAAAAUCUUGAUGAUAAGAAUUCAGAUUUUUCUAGAAAAUCACAAAAAAACCUUUUUUUAAAAGACGACAGUACGUAGUCAUCAGAACAUACUAACUUUUUUCUUUUCAGAUUGUUAUAUUUUUUCGGAUUGUUGAAAUUUCCGGUUCACUAGACACUCACAAAAAACCUUUUUUGAAGAAAAUGUCCAUCUUUUUCGGAAAAUAAUAGCUAUUUCCAUUUCACAACACCACUUUAACUAACAUGUUGAUCUUAAAAAAAGUUAGGCUUUCUAUACAAUUCAAAAAAAUAUAACUUACAAAAAAAUCUUUUUUUCUUUAAGCGAUUUAGUUCACAACCUCCAGAAAAAAAAAUUUUUUCAUCUAAGAUUUUUUUAUUUUUUUCCAGAUUUUUUUGAAAAAUUCUGAUUGAGUAGACACUCACAAAAAAAACCUUUUUUCGAAGAAUAUUUGGGCUUAUUCUUCCAAAAAUAAUAAAUUUUUCUACUUCAGAACACCACCUUAACAAAUAUUGGAGUCACGAUGAAUUUCGUUCGGGAAGAUCCGAACACUCCAAACGUCGAUUUUAACGUCGGGCCCAGUUGGUCCGCGGGAAUCGCCAGUUUGAGCGGAUUGGUUGGAACUUCUAACUAGAAAAUGAGACAAAAAUCACUUAAGGGAACACUUCCGGCCUCGGAAUCUUUCGAGAUCCACUGGACUCGUUUUGUAUCAACGCCCAGGAGGUUGACUCGAAUCGCCAAGUUUCAGGUUUUUAAUUAUUUUAAUUCAUAAUUAAUUAAUUAGCGUUGAUUUUCAGCCCAUAAUCAUCCUGGCCUUUGCGGUAGAUGGUCGUCAAAACCAACAGAAACUCUUUGCGCCACAAAUUACCGUACACCCCAAGAGAAGCGUCAGGGUACUGUAGUCCUUGGCGCGAAUUUUCUUCAAAUUCAAAUUUUGAGGUCUUGAACAUCAUCAAAGAUGAUUUAUCACCCAAAAUCGAGGAUGUUGAGGAUUUUUCGGUCCUCACAGCUGUACUUAAUCCAGGGUUAGAUUUCUAUGGCGUCAUUUAUUGAUUAUUGUGACGUCAGAUAUUCGCCAAUCGACAAUCUCCGAGUGAACUUCGACGGGCUCAAAAUCGAGAAUUUCGAAGAGAGUUUUGAAGUGGAAUCGACGUCGAUCGACGGAAAGAGGCUAGGUGAGCAAGUGGUUAAGCGCUUGGAAUGGCAGUUGAGAGAUGCGGGUUCGAUCCCUGUUCGGGAAAGUUUUGAGAUUAGGAAUUUUGCAGAGUGUCCAAUAGAUAUUGUUCUGUGUACUUUCACGUUUUUUGAUGGAUUUUGUCGUGAAAUGCGUUAAUUUUCUUUUUUUAGGCGUAAAGCUUUGUUGAGCGUUUUCCUAGUGCUUCUUUGGCUUCUAGAAUUUGAAUUUCAUGAUGAACUUGUGGUUGAAGAGUUAGAUCAGUGCUCGAUAGGUCACUGGAUCAACCCCACUACGCGUUUUUGUUUUGGUGAAAGCUUGAAUUUUUUUUUUGAUGGUUGAUUUUUGGAAAACGAAGCUUUUUGUGUUGGUUUUUGCACGAAAAAAUGUUUUUUCAUCAAAGUUUGGAGUUUGUAAGAGUUAGAUUAGGGCUCGAAGGGUCACUGGAUCAACCCCACUUCGUGUUUUUGCUGUUUUCUAACGCGUAGAGCUUUAUAGAUGUUCGAACCGAUCUUUUGCUUCUAAAUUUCGAAUUUCAUGAUGAAAUCGUGGUUGAACAGUUAGAUUAGUGCUCGAAGGGUCACUGGAUCAAUCCCUCUUUUUGUUUUUGUUUUGAUAAAAGCUUGAUUUUUUUUUUGAAGACAUUGAUUUUCGGAAUUUGAAGUCUUCUGUGUUGGUUUUUGCACGAAAAAAUGUUUUCCGUCAAAUUUUUGAGUCUUAAAAGAUAUAUGAACGUGUCGGAGGAUUUCUAGUGACCUCUUUAGUAGUGAAAAAACUCUGAAGUGGUCCCUAGAAAUGCCUCGUCGAGCUCCGAGAUUGUAUAAAGUUGGUUCACAGCUAACUUGAGCCAUCGAAAAAUGGGUCCUGACACGAUUAGAAAAGUGAUAGUGCUUGGUUGGUGGAGAGCGCAGGGCACCCGUUUUUGGGUGCUAAACUAUCCAUGAAUAGGCUAUAAGUUCUUUGCUAUGAUUUUUUCCGGUUUCGAGCUCAAAGAAUGGUCCGAAAGGUCACGAGUUCAAUCCCCAUCAAGGCCAAACUUUUUUUUGCAGACUCUCCAACCCUCUCGCCGCAACUCAAUCAACUACCAUCAGGCGGAACGAAAAUGAUCAAAACCCGGAUCAAGUCGGGACAGGCUAUGGUUAUAAUAAAGAUUAUAAAGAUUACAAACAUUAAGAUCAAUUUGCAGUCAAGAGUAUCCAGAGUGAAUUUGACGUGCUCUUCCGAUGGCCGACUUCUGCCGUUAGAAGCCGUGGACACUUAUGCGAUCCGGGCCGUCGCCCCGUCUCAUAAUGGUUGGCAGGCCGCGCCGCAACGAAAACUGAUUUUUGAAGGAAUGCUAUUGGCGUCCCCUUCACAGUCCCGUCCACUGUUCUUCUUCCGACCUUCUGGCGGCACAAUGACCAAUAUCAUCCAGUUGGACUAUUUAUCUGUUCGUUUUACUCUUUUUGUCGUUCGAAAAUGGUUUUUCCUGGCUUUUGAAUGUCUUUUUAUCGAUUCUGAUAUACCCGUUUUCUAAAAAACACAUGAAAUUUGAAAAAAAAAACUAAAACUAUAAAUAACAGGAGCACGUGGGAAAACGCGCGCCAAUGCUAAUUUUUUCGGCUCCUGGUCUCAUUUUUCUUUUGGUUUUCUAUAGCCCAAUAAGUUUUUCAUUGUCAAGCUCCGCCCCUAAUGGCACGCUAAACCAAAAUGACGUCACUUGGUAUUUGGAAUAUGGACCAAAUUACCUCGAAUGACGUCACUUGAGAUUCGAAAUCAGGACCAAAUUACCUUGAAUGACGUCAUUCGAGAUUCAAAAUUUUAAUCAAAUUACCUUGAAUGACGUCAUUUGAGAUUCGAAAUCUGGACCAAAUUACCUUGAAUGACGUCACUUGAGAUUCGAAAUCUGGACUGAAUUACUCGAGAAAUUCAAAUUUUUGGCCUUUGGGACUGUUGGAACGGAAAAAAUGUCUCGAAUUUCAUAUCAAACAUUUUUUUUCCAGACCCAAAAUUCGACAUCCAACACGGUCUUUGCAGCUUUUCGCAACCCGUAGGCCUUUUUUGAUUGUUCAAAAGAAAAAAAUUAUUCGCUUCCAGGGAAUCCACUGGUUUCUCAGGAGCCUUGUGGGCGUCGAUGCCGAUGCCGAAAAUCCCGAAAAAUCAAAAACUCGUUGAAAUUAUGGACAGAAGAGGUCAGAGGCCCAGGACGUUGCAACCUGUCACUUGGGUGUCGGAAGAUGAAAUGGUGGGUUUGUUGGUUGGACGCUUGGAAAGUGCGGACAGAUUUGAGGGUAUCGGAAAAAUAUAAAGAGAAUGAUUACAGAUUGAAAAAAAAAUUUUAAAUUUAUUUUUUGUGUUCUUAUCAAGUCAGUUACUCUGCUCUUUGAAUUUAUUAAAAAAAAUUUGGUCAGUUUCAUAAAAAUCCAAGGAAAAUAGUCUAUAUAAGUUUUUAAAAAUGGACAAAAUUAUUUUUUAAAUUUUUUGGUUGGAUGGUUAGAAAGUGCGGACAGAUUGAGAGAAUCGAAAUUUUUUAAGAAAAUUAUAGAGAGAUUCGUUAGAAAUUUAAUAAAAUUUGAUCAUUUUUUUUUUGCCAGGCAAUUUUUUUUUUGGUAAGAUUGGUUUAAGAACUAAUUUUUGAAUUAAUAAAAUUUUUCUUUUCAGUUUUAUUUUCGGGUUAUGAGUGGAUCAUUAGUGAGUAAAGAUCGACAAAAAGUUUGAAAAAAAUGGAAGAUUUUAAGGAUUUUUAGGAAGUUUAUUCAAAAAAAUUUGAUAGUAAUUUAUUGGUUUGGAACUUCUCAGUGCAUUUUUUUCUUAUUUCUGAAACUAUUAUUUAUAAAAUAUAUGACUCGAUUUCGAAAUGAAUUGGAUUUUUUUAUUGACCUUUUUUUCCCCAGGGAACCCAACGCCUGAACUGGAUCGACUACGGCGCAUCGCUCCCAGCUCAAGUUCUGACCUAUGAACUGAUUUUUGGCGAUCCUGAAACUUUUGACUCUGGCCCACUUUUCGAUCAAUCCCAGUACCGUGUUCAAGUUUACCGAAAUUCAGUGAAAAUUCAAAAAAAAUUUUUGUAGAUCCCGCCAGACUUUUCUCUAUCAAUAGGAACCCUUGUCGGUCAAAUCUCGGCCGAAGGAGAGAAUUUGGAAUAUUCUCUUUUUUCACCGGAUAAUGAGCGGAGGUUCACGGUUGACCCGGAGAAUGGUUGAAAAAUCAUAAAUUUAAAAUGAACUUUGAAACAUUUUGAGGCCAAAUCUUCUUCGAUUUCGACGAUUUACCAUUGGAAUCGGAUGAAUAUUGCUUGAUUUUGGAGGCUCGAGAUAGUCAGGGGAAAACUUCGCGUGUCCCGGUUGCUGUGAACAAUGGUGGGUUUUGUGGGGGUGCGCUAUUUUCCGGGGGAGGUGCGCGUUUUUGA
This is a messenger RNA of Caenorhabditis auriculariae, 10791 nucleotides long. Lineage: Eukaryota; Metazoa; Nematoda; Chromadorea; Rhabditida; Rhabditidae. The record is from the annotation of a GenBank genome assembly.